This is a messenger RNA of Solea solea (common sole), 942 nucleotides long. RefSeq names its product chromosome 12 C15orf61 homolog (gene c12h15orf61). Bases 288 to 758 code for a protein of 156 amino acids. The transcript is spliced from 3 exons. NCBI's taxonomy places the organism in Eukaryota, Metazoa, Chordata, Actinopteri, Pleuronectiformes, Soleidae. The record is from RefSeq and is a predicted model, not a curated record.
AGUGCCGAGACAGAACAACUAACACUGAUGCAAAGGUGAUUUCAGAAGCAGAUAAUCUGCGUGUGUAUUCGUAGUUGUUGUGUGUCUGGUUGUGUCGCUCUGUGUAGACGAAAGUUUGUUCAGUGUCGCCUCUAUAACGUGGUCGCCCAUGUUUGCUAACCUUAGCUCUUAGCUCCUGUUACUGUGUGUUAUGUGCGCGGUGUAGCAUCACACUGACACUGCUUUAGGAGUCGUUUGCAUGAGACACAGCCCUAGGUCCAGGUGAUUAGUGAAUCUUAGCACAAGUCAUGAAGGAGUUUUUGAGGACGAUACACAACGUCUUUGUGAAGAUCGCCCUGUUUCCGAGCAUCUUUGGCAGGACGGGCCCACAGCCGGCCGCCUCGGAGGUGCUGACCUGUCACCUGCUGCAGCGUAAACUCCCACCAUGGACCUCAUACUGUGUCCGCUACAGUUCGGUCCACAAUGACCAAUUUGGACUGUCCAAUUUUAACUGGAGAGUUCAGGGAUCCAACUACCACAUACUGAGAACAGGCUGCUUCCCCUUCAUAAAGUACCACUGCACCAAAGCACCACCACACAACCUGGACUUUGAGGACAGGUUUUUCACCAUGCUCAAAGUGAUUAAUCUGGGUAUUCCUUGUUUGGCCUAUGGCAUUGGUUGCUGGAUGGUCGUGGGAGCUGCAGAAACAGUGCAGACAAGUGUUGGACCUGUCAAAGUCUAUUUUGCCUACAAAGAGGACGAAGGUGCACAAUAUUAAACUAUGAACUACUAUUAAUUUCAACGCACCUUCAAAAGAAUAUUAUCUAUGUUGCUGCUGUAUUAACAACAUUUCUCCAGGUGAUGUUCCAUUGACAACAGUGGCACUCUGUGACUCUCAAGUGCUUUCAUUGUAUCAAAGAAAUGGUUUAUUUGUUUUAAAUUAUUAAAUGUUUGAUCCUUCA